AUGUUGGACAUAUUUCGGGGCCUGAAGAGCCUGAUCAAGAUCUCUCACGUGCACAUCGACACCGCUGUCUUCAGAUUGCACUACAGCCUAACUGUGAUCCUGUUGAUCGCGUUUUCAUUGAUCGUCACUACCAGACAAUACGUCGGAAAUCCCAUCGAUUGUAUUCACAGCAAAGAUCUACCUGAAGAUGUGUUGAACACUUACUGUUGGAUCCACAGUACGUAUACGAUCACCGCUGCUUACAGGAAACGGGAAGGUUUCGAGGUACCAUUCCCAGGUGUCGAUAACUCCAAGUCUCAUCCUGAAACCGAGAGGAAGGAGUACAGGUACUAUCAGUGGGUUUGCUUCAUGCUGUUCCUCCAGGCGAUCCUCUUCUACACGCCUCGAUGGCUGUGGAAAGGCUGGGAAGGUGGCAAGAUUCACGCGUUGAUGAUGGACCUCGACAUCGGCCUCUGUUCCGAGGUCGAGAAGAAACAGAAGAAGAAGAUGUUGCUCGACUAUCUGUGGGAGAAUCUUCGCUAUCACAAUUGGUGGGCUUACAGGUACUACCUCUGCGAAGUUCUCGCCCUGGUGAAUGUGGUCGGUCAGAUGUUUCUGAUGAACCGGUUCUUCGACGGUGCGUUUCUGACGUUUGGUAUCGACGUGCUCAGGUUCCUCGAGUCGGAUCAGGAGGACCGGGUCGAUCCGAUGAUUUACGUGUUCCCACGGAUGACCAAGUGCACCUUCUACAAGUACGGUGUGAGCGGUGAGGUUGAGAGGCACGACGCCGUUUGCAUACUGCCCCUGAACGUCGUCAACGAGAAGAUAUACGUUUUUCUCUGGUUCUGGUUCCUUUUUCUCGGCGUGCUCAGCUUCAUCACGGUUUUAUACAGGAUCGUAAUUAUAUUUUCGCCGCGAACGAGGGUGUACCUUCUGCGACUGCGGUUUCGUUUAGUUAGAAGAGAAGCCGUGGAGACGAUAGUUCGGAGGAGUAAAGUAGGCGAUUGGUUUCUCCUCUAUAUGCUCGGCGAGAAUUUGGACACGGUGAUAUACAGGGAUGUGAUGCACGAGCUUGCGAACAAACUCGCCUCGAGACACCAUCACAGCGUGCCCGGGAUCAAGGGAGAACUCCAGGAAGCCUGAUCGAAAUUGCCUCGGAGAGCCACGGAAACGAGCAUGAUUCUCGAGGCGACGAGGAUACUUUUU
Messenger RNA from Habropoda laboriosa, 1185 nucleotides. It is a transcript of the gene shakB, whose product is annotated as innexin shaking-B. The record is from RefSeq and is a predicted model, not a curated record. Gene Ontology annotation, cellular component: gap junction; plasma membrane. Bases 1 to 1122 code for a protein of 373 amino acids. NCBI's taxonomy places the organism in Eukaryota, Metazoa, Arthropoda, Insecta, Hymenoptera, Apidae. The transcript is spliced from 5 exons. Gene Ontology annotation, molecular function: gap junction channel activity.